Messenger RNA from Gossypium arboreum, 3594 nucleotides. RefSeq names its product 26S proteasome non-ATPase regulatory subunit 1 homolog A-like. The record is from RefSeq and is a predicted model, not a curated record. NCBI's taxonomy places the organism in Eukaryota, Viridiplantae, Streptophyta, Magnoliopsida, Malvales, Malvaceae. Gene Ontology annotation, cellular component: proteasome storage granule; proteasome regulatory particle, base subcomplex; nucleus. The coding region runs from base 224 to 3313 and encodes 1029 amino acids. Gene Ontology annotation, biological process: proteasome-mediated ubiquitin-dependent protein catabolic process; regulation of protein catabolic process. The transcript is spliced from 13 exons. Gene Ontology annotation, molecular function: enzyme regulator activity.
UCAAGCACUUAAAUUAAUAUUUCCACAAAUUUUUCCCAGUAUAUUGCAUCGGAAAUAUUUUUCUUUCUCCGUCGUCCCUUUAUCGUUUGGGUUCGUCUAAGUAUCGUCGAAGGUUCUUUUUUCUCCGACGAAAAUACCCAAUUUCCCUCCAUUUUCUUUCUAGUGACGAAUCUCCCAAAAUCAUAGAACGUUGGUGUUUUUUAUUUUAUUUUUAUUUUGGGGAAUGGCAACGGCAGCGGCGACGAUGGUCAGCUCCGCUGGAGGGUUAUUAGCAAUGCUUAAUGAGAGCCAUCCACAAUUGAAGUUCCAUGCUGUCACUAAUCUAAUCAGUUCCGUUGAUCAAUUUUGGCCAGAGAUCUCCACCAGCAUUCCUAUUAUAGAAAGCUUAUCUGAAGAUGAAGAAUUUGGCCAGCAUCAGAGACAACUUGCUGCUCUGCUUGUCUCAAAGGUCUUUUAUUACUUGGGGGAACUCAAUGAUUCGUUGUCUUAUGCUCUUGGAGCUGGCCCCCUUUUCGAUAUUUCUGAGGAUUCUGAUUAUGUUCACACUCUCCUUGCCAAGGCAAUAGAUGAGUACGCUAGCCUUCGGUCAAAGGCAGCAGAGUCUAGUGAUGGAGCAGCAGAGAUUGACUGUAGGUUGGAGGCAAUUGUAGAGAGAAUGCUUGACAAGUGUAUUAUUGAUGGAAAAUUCCAACAAGGGAUGGGAAUUGCAAUUGAGUGCCGGAGACUGGAUAAACUUGAGGAAGCAAUAAUAAGGAGUGAUAAUGUUCAUGCCACUUUAGCAUAUUCCACUCAUGUCUCUCAUUCAUUUAUAUAUCGCCGAGAAUACCGCCGAGAGGUGCUUCAGCUUCUUGUUAAAUUGUACCAAAAAUUGCCUUAUUCUGAUUAUUUGAGUACUUCUCAGUGUCUCAUGUUCUUGGAUGAACCUGAAGGUGUUGCCAAUAUAUUGGAGAAACUUCUCCGCUCUGAAAAUAAGGAGGAUGCUCUUUUGGCUUUCCAAGUUGCAUUCGAUCUUGUGGAGAAUGAGCACCAGGCUUUUCUCUUAAAUGUAAGAGAUCGACUUCCAGCUCCCAAAUCUCUGCCUUCAGAAUCAUUACAGCCAGAAUCCAGUGACCCUGGUCCUAUUCAAAAUGAAAAUUCUACUGCUGCAGAGGAUGUUCAGAUGACAGAUGGUUCUUCUGCUUCUAUGACGGAUGUGCGUGAGGCUGAUCCUAAAGAAGUUAUGUACGCUGAGAGGCUGACAAAAAUCAAAGGAAUUUUGUCUGGAGAGACCUCAAUACAAUUGACUUUACAGUUCUUGUACAGUCAUAACAAAUCGGAUCUAUUAAUUUUGAAGACCAUAAAACAAUCUGUUGAAAUGAGGAAUAGCGUUUGUCACAGUGCUACAAUCUAUGCAAAUGCUAUAAUGCAUGCUGGAACAACUGUGGAUACAUUCCUGAGGGACAAUCUGGACUGGCUGAGUAGGGCUACAAAUUGGGCCAAAUUCAGUGCAACAGCUGGGCUUGGUGUUAUUCACAGAGGACAUCUGCAGCAGGGGCGGUCUCUGAUGGCUCCAUACCUACCCCAAGGUGGGGCUGGUGGUGGUGGGAGUCCAUACUCUGAAGGUGGUGCACUGUAUGCUUUGGGUCUCAUUCAUGCCAACCAUGGUGAAGGCAUUAAGCAAUUCCUUCGUGAUAGCCUUCGAAACACUAAUGUUGAGGUUAUCCAACAUGGUGCAUGCUUAGGUCUUGGUUUGGCAGCUCUGGGAACUGCUGAUGAAGAUAUCUAUGAUGAAGUCAAAACUGUGCUCUAUACCGACAGUGCUGUUGCCGGUGAAGCUGCUGGCAUCAGUAUGGGUUUGCUUAUGGUUGGAACUGCUAGUGAGAAAGCAAGUGAGAUGCUAGCUUAUGCACACGAGACACAACAUGAGAAAAUUAUUAGGGGUUUAGCUUUAGGGAUAGCUCUUACAGUUUAUGGAAGGGAAGAAGAAGCAGAUACAUUAAUUGAGCAGAUGACUCAGGAUCAAGAUCCUAUACUACGUUAUGGUGGCAUGUAUGCAUUAGCAUUGGCCUAUAGGGGAACCGCAAACAACAAGGCUAUUCGUCAGCUGCUGCACUUUGCUGUAUCGGAUGUGAGUGAUGAUGUAAGGAGAACUGCUGUUUUAGCGCUGGGGUUUGUCCUAUAUUCUGAGCCAGCGCAGCUCACCUUUUGUCUGGUCAACACUUUUGUCUGGUCAACACUGCAGACUCCUCGAAUUGUGUCUUUACUAUCUGAGUCUUACAACCCACAUGUUCGAUAUGGUGCGGCACUUGCAGUGGGCAUAUCAUGUGCUGGCACAGGACUGAGUGAAGCCAUAUCAUUGCUAGAACCCUUAACUUUGGAUGCUGUUGAUUUUGUUCGUCAAGGUGCCCUCAAUGCAAUGGCCAUGGUCAUGGUCCAGGUCAAUGAAGCAAGUGAUUCACGUGUUGGAACAUUCAGGCGACAACUGGAAAAGAUAAUACGUGAUAAGCAUGAAGAUACAAUGAGCAAGAUGGGAGCAAUCUUGGCCUCUGGGAUCCUUGAUGCUGGUGGGAGGAAUGUGACCAUAAGAUUGCUUUCCAAGACAAAGCACAACAAAGUCACUGCCAUUGUUGGUCUUGCGGUUUUCAGCCAAUUUUGGUAUUGGUAUCCUCUCAUCUAUUUUGUGAGCUUGUCGUUCUCACCCACAGCUUUUAUUGGACUGAACUAUGACCUGAAGGUUCCAAGAUUUGAGUUCUUAUCCCAUGCAAAACCUUUUCUUUUUGAGUAUCCUAAACCAACUACUGCUUCUACCACUACAUCAGCUGUUAAACUUCCAACUGCUGUCCUGUCAACUUCAGCAAAGGCUAAAGCUAGGGCUAAGAAAGAGGCAGAACAAAAGGCUAAUGCUGAAAAAUCAUCUGGGCUGGAGUCCUCAUCCUCUUCUCUGAAUACUGGAAAAGGGAAACCAUCUAGUGAGAAGGAUGGGGAAGCUAUGCAGGUUGAUAGCCUUCCGGAGAAGAAAGCAGAGCCGGAGCCAGAGCCGGAGCCGACAUUUGAGAUUUUGACCAAUCCAGCCAGAGUGGUUCCUGCUCAAGAGAAGUUCAUCAAGUUUCUAGAAGACAGCCGAUAUGUGCCUGUGAAAUCGGCACCAUCCGGGUUUGUUCUUCUUAAAGACCUGCGCCCUAAUGAACCCGAGGUGCUCUCUCUAACAGAUGCACCUGCAUCAGCAGCAUCUCGAACCACUGGUCGACCAGCAGUAGGGCAACAGAGUUCCUCAUCAGCUAUGGCGGUUGAUGAUGAACCUCAGGUCCCGCAGCCUUUUGAGUACACAUCCUGAUUUCACUGGGUUAUGAAACUGAAGAGGGCCUAUGAUUUUCCCAGAAUCGGGCAGUGUUUUGUCGCAUUACAGCUUUGCAACUUUGGUAAUUUAGUUCAUGGCAUCUUAUCUAUUUAUUUGUUUACUUAUUUAUUUAAAUAUCCAUUUUAAAGUGAUCUAUUGAUCUUAUUUUUCUAUUGUUUCCUUUUCGUUGUGUUUUAUUGAAAUGGUUACACGUUUUAACCAUUCUCCUUUUAUGGUAUUUCAGCGCGCAUUUAAGUUAGCUGGAAUAUAUGAUAAAA